This is a messenger RNA of Clonostachys rhizophaga, 1746 nucleotides long. Lineage: Eukaryota; Fungi; Ascomycota; Sordariomycetes; Hypocreales; Bionectriaceae. The record is from the annotation of a GenBank genome assembly.
AUGCCGGCCGCCGACGAAACUCAAAUUCCACUAUCUCUCUACUUAUGGCGACGAAUCAGGCAACUCGGCACCCAGAGCAUCAUGGGCGUCCCAGGUGACAUGAACCUCGAGCUUCUCGACUAUCUCUAUGACGUUGAUGGGCUUUUUUGGGUCGGAAACGCCAAUGAGCUCAAUGCUGCCUACGCUGCUGAUGGCUAUGCUAGGGUCAAAGGAAGUCCAGGAGUCGUGGUCACUACCAUGGGUGUUGGUGAACUAAGUGCCUUGAAUGGGGUGGCUGGCGCCUACACCGAGGUCAAGCUGAUCCAUAUUGUCGGCACUACUGCAACACAUGUUCAAGCCAAGCGUCUCAUGAUACACCAUAAUUUAGGUCCCAAUCCAGAUCACAAGGUCUUUGAGAAGAUAUCAAGCCACGUUCGUUGCGCACAUGCAUGGCUAGAUGACCCUGCCACAGCUGCAGCUGAAAUUGAUAGAGUGAUCAUGAAAUGUCUGGUUGACUCUCUUCCGGUUUAUAUUUUUGUUCCGAUGGACUUUGUCCACGUUCCUGUUGAUGCGGAACCUCUCCUCACGCCGAUCAAAGCAGAUUUUCCGGUCGACAAACAUCAGGAAACACGGGCUGUCUCAAAAGUUGUUGAGGCUAUCCAAAAUGCUCGUCGCCCGGUCUUGCUAGUCGACUGCUUGACUGAUCGCCAUCAAGGGCUGGAGGAAGCAAGAGAAUUGGCAGAUCUGCUUCAAUUCCCCAUCUUCUCGACGUCCAUGGGCAAGACAAUCAUUAGCGAAGACCAUCCAUACUAUUUUGGCAUCUAUAAUGGGUCCGUGUCGUAUCCUGGAGUGAAAAGUGCGGUUGAAGAAAGUGACUGUAUCCUCAAUUUGGGGCCACUCCUAGCAGACAGCAACACUGGUGGCCUUACCAGGAAUAUUGAUGAUUCACGGGUUAUACUAAUUGAGCCAAAAAGCUGUACAGUGGAGUUGCAAUUGACAAAAGUAGUUUUACGAAGACUAUUAACAAGUCUAGGAUCCCUAGAGAGGCGUGCGGUUCCGCUCCCCAGUCUUCCUGAUCAGCCAGCAGAGGUAGAAUCCGAAUCAGAGACCAUCACACAAUCCUGGAUUUGGAAGCGACUGGGCGCCUUUACCAAAAAGGGAGAUGUUUUGAUCGCAGAAUCCGGCACAGCCCAAUUUGGAUUUCCUGACGCCAAGUUCCCAACAGGGGCGAAAUACGUGACGCAAGUGUACUACGGAAGUAUCGGAUACUCUGUCGGAGCUUGUCUUGGCGUGGCUCUGGCUCAAAGAGAGCGAAAGACGGAAUCAGGAUGCCCCGGUAGAACUAUCCUCGUAGUUGGGGACGGUAGUUUGCAAUUGACCGUUCAAGAGAUUGGUACAAUGAUUCGCCUGGGUCUCAAUCCAUUGAUUAUUGUUAUCAAUAACAGAGGCUACACCAUUGAGAGAGCUAUUCAUGGCCCAAAUGCAGGCUAUAAUGAUAUUUCAACCUGGAAAUAUCAACUGCUACUGAAUUUCUUUGGCGCCGAAUAUCCAGAACAAUCAUCUCGUGAGGUUCGAACUAAAGAAGAAAUGGAAGCAGUCCUUUCUUUAGAUGACUAUCUAUCUGCCACUAGCAUCCAACUAUUAGAAGUGCAUAUGAGCGCACUGGAUAUUCCUUGGCGCUUAAAGAAUCAAAUUGCUAUCAUUAAUGCAAGAGGAAAGGCCAAGGCGACGGGAAUUCAAACUAUUCAUAGUAUUAACCCUCUUUAG